GGUGACAUGAGAGGUCACAUGGAGGGAGGCUGGGGCUUGGCUGAAGUGAGUGAUGGUCUAGGCAGGAACUCUCUGGGAUUGGUUGCUCUUGAUGGCGAGCUUGUGAGCUAAAUGUGAGAAAAAACCUGUGGGCAUCCCUGCAACACCUCCAGCUCUUGUCUCCAUCUUGGUCUGACAUGGCUCCCUCAUGGUGGGGUGACAGGUUGCUCCUCAUCCAUCUGCCCUGCUCUGCUUCCCCUGCCCUCUGUCCCAGGUGCAGCUCCAGCCCCAGACAUGUCCUGCUACACCCCGUGCCGGCCCUGCCAGCCCUGCGGCCCGACCCCGCUGGCCAACAGCUGCAAUGAGCCCUGUGUCAGGCAGUGCCAGGACUCCACCGUGGCCAUCCAGCCCUCCCCCGUUGUGGUGACCCUGCCCGGGCCCAUCCUCAGCUCCUUCCCACAGAACACCGCCGUGGGAUCCUCCACCUCCGCUGCCGUUGGCAGCAUCCUCAGCUCUCAGGGAGUGCCCAUCAACUCCGGGGGCUUUGGCCUCUCUGGCCUUGGUGGUGGCUACUGUGGCAGGAGCUGCUUCCCCUGCUAAAGCUGCUGCCCAUGGCCCUGGGGAAGGCCCUCGAGGACUCACAAGAUGGUAUUUCACUGGUGGUGGAGCAUCAUCUUGCUGCUU
Messenger RNA from Pseudopipra pipra, 663 nucleotides. Its product is annotated as feather beta keratin-like. Gene Ontology annotation, molecular function: structural constituent of cytoskeleton. The record is from RefSeq and is a predicted model, not a curated record. The transcript has a single exon. Gene Ontology annotation, cellular component: intermediate filament. NCBI's taxonomy places the organism in Eukaryota, Metazoa, Chordata, Aves, Passeriformes, Pipridae. Bases 274 to 579 code for a protein of 101 amino acids.